This is a messenger RNA of Dreissena polymorpha, 4682 nucleotides long. RefSeq lists its product as uncharacterized. The record is from RefSeq and is a predicted model, not a curated record. The transcript has 5 exons. The coding region runs from base 128 to 4513 and encodes 1461 amino acids. Lineage: Eukaryota; Metazoa; Mollusca; Bivalvia; Myida; Dreissenidae.
CCUAAACGUGCAGCUGGGAAAUAAAUUUAACGUGAAUGAACCAACGUCCAUAGAGGCUGGUCAAUCGACCAUUGACAAAAGUCCUAUACCUGGAGAAGCAUGGAUAGUACCUAGCGAUACAAGAGCAAUGCUAAAUGAUACAGGACGAAUUCCUGGUGUAUCAGGACCAAUGUCUGGUGACACCAUAACAAAUGCUGGAGAUACAGGAUCAAUUACUGACAACCUCAAAACAAUGCCUUUAUACAUAGGAUCAAUGCCUGUUGACACAGGCUUAAUGACUGGCAUCACGGGAUCAAUGCCUGGUAACACAGAAUCAAUGCCUGGUGACACAGGAUCAAUGCCCGGUAUCACAGGAUCAAUGAUUGGUAACACAGGAUCAAUGACUGGUGACACAGGAUCAAUGCCUGGUGAAACAGGAUCAAUGUCUUCUAACACAGGAUCAAUGCCUGGUAACACAGGUUCAAUGCCUGGUGACACAGAAUCAAUGCCCGGUGACGCAGUUUCAAUGCCCGGUAACAAAGGAUCAAUGUCUGGUGACACAGGAGCAAUGCCCGGAAGCACAAGAUCAAUGCCUGGUGACACAGAAUCAAUGACUGGUGACACAGGAUCAAUGUCUGGUGACACGGGAUCAAUGACUGGUAACACAGGAUCAAUGAUUGGUAACACAGGAUCAAUGACUGGUGAUACAGGAUCAAUGACUGGUGAAACAGGAUCAAUGCCUGUUAACACAGGAUCAGUGCCUGGGAACACAGGUUCAAUGUCUGGUGACACAGGAUCAAUGCCUGGUGACGCAGUAUCAAUGGCCGGUAACACAAUAUCAAUGCCUAGUGACACAGGAUCAAUGUCUGGUGACACAGGAUCAAUGCCUGGUAACACAGGAUCAAUGCCUGGUGUCACAGGAUCAAUGACUGGUAACACAGGAAUAACGCCAGGUGACACAGGAUCAAUGUCUGGUUACAUGGGAUCAAUACCUGAUAACACAGGAUCAAUGACUGGUGACACAGGAUCAAUGACUGGUGACACAGGACCAAUAACUGGUGACACGGUAUCAAUGCCUCGUGACACGGUAUCAAUGACUGGUAACACAGGGUCAAUGCCUGGUGACACAGGAUCAAUGACUGGUAACACAGGAUCAAUGCCUGGUGACACAGGACCAAUGCCUGGUGACACGGUAUCAAUGCCCGGUAACACAGGAUCAAUGCCUGGUGACACAGGAUCAAUGACUGGUAACACAGGAUCAAUGCCUGGUGACACAGGAUCAAUGCCUGGUGACACAGGAUCAAUGACUGGUAACACAGGAUCAAUGCCUGGUGACACAGGAUCAAUGACUGGUAACACAGGAUCAAUGCCUGGUGACACAGGAUCAAUGACUGUUAACACAGGAUCAAUGACUGGUGACACAGGAUCAAUGACUGGUGACACUGGAUCAAUGACUGGUAACACAGGAUCAAUGCCUGGUGACACAGGAUCAAUGACUGUUAACACAGGAUCAAUGACUGGUGACACAGGACCAAUGCCUGGUAACGCAGGGUCAAUGCCUGGUAACGCAGGGUCAAUGCCUGGUGACACAGGAUCAAUGACUGGUAACACAGGAUCAAUGCAUGGUAACACAGGAUCAAUGCCUGGUGUCACAGGAUCAAUGACUGGUAAUACAGGAAUAAUGCCAGGUGACACAGGAUCAAUGUCUGGUUACACGGGAUCAAUACCUGAUAACACAGGAUCAAUGACUGGUGACACAGGAUCAAUGACUGGUGACACAGGACCAAUGCCUGGUGACACGGUAUCAAUGCCUCGUGACACGGUAUCAAUGACUGGUAACACAGGGCCAAUUCGUGGUGACAAUGGAUCAAUGCCUGGUGACACAGGAUCAAUGACUGGUAACACAGGAUCAAUGCCUGGUGACACAGGAUCAAUGCCCGGUAACACAGGAUCAAUGAUUGGUAACACAGGAUCAAUGACUGGUGAUACAGGAUCAAUGACUGGUGAAACAGGAUCAAUGCCUGUUAACACAGGAUCAGUUCCUGGGAACACAGGUUCAAUGUCUGGUGACACAGGAUCAAUGCCUGGUGACACAGGAUCAAUGGUUGGUAACACAGGAUCAAUGCCUGGUGACACAGGAUCAAUGACUGUUAACACAGGAUCAAUGACUGGUGACACAGGACCAAUGCCUGGUGACGUAGGAUCAAUGCCUGGUAACGCAGGGUCAAUGCCUGGUGACACAGGAUCAAUGACUGGGAACACAGGAUCAAUGCCUGGUGACACAGGAUCAAUGACCGUUAACACAGGAUCAAUGACUGGUGACACAGGACCAAUGCCUGGUGACGCAGGAUCAAUGCCUGGAAACGCAGGAUCAAUGACUGGUAACACAGGAUCAAUGACUGGUAACAAAGGAUCAAUGACUGGUGACACAGGAUCAAUGCAUGUUGACACAGGAUCAAUGCCUGGAGACACAAAAUCAAUGACUGGUGACGCAGUAUCAAUGACUGGUAACACAAGAUCAAUGACUGGUAACACAGGAUCAAUGCCAGGCGACACAGGAUCAAUGCCUGGCAACACAGGAUCAAGGUCUGUUGACACAGGAUCAAUGACUGAUGACACAGGACCAUUGACUGGUAACACAGGAUCAAUGACUGGUGACACGGUUUCAAUGUCUGGUAACACGGGAUUAAUGACUGGUGACACAGGAGCAAUGCCUAGUGACGCAGUAUCAAUGCCCGGUAACACAGAAUCAAUGCCUGGUGGCACAGGAUCAAUGCAUGGUAACACAGGAUCAAUGCCUGGUGACGCAGAAUCAAUGCCUGGUGACGCGGUAGCAAUUCCAGGUAACACAGGAUCAAUGACUGGUAACAACGGAUCAAUGACUGGUUACACAGGAUCAAUGCCUGGUGACACAGGAUCAAUGACUGGUAACACAGGAUCAAUGCCUGGUGACGCGGUAGAAAUGCCAAGUAACACAGGAUCAAUGACUGGUAACACAGGAUCAAUGCCUGGUGACGCAGGAUCAAUGCCCGGUAACACAGGAUCAAUGUCAGGUAACACAGGAUCAAUGCCUGGUGACGCAGGAUCAAUGUCUGGUGAAACAGGAUCAAUGACUGGUGACACAGGAUCUAUGCCAGGUGGCACAGGAUCAAUGUCAAGUAACACAAGCUCAAUUCCUGGUGACACAGGACCAAUGCAUGGUGACGCAGGAUCAAUGCCCGGUAACACAGGAUCAAUGUCAGGUACCACAGGAUCAAUGGCUGGUGACGCAGAAUCAAUGUCUGGUGAAACAGGAUCAAUGACUGGUGAAACAGGAUCAAUGCCCGGUGACAUAGGAUCAAUGUCUGGUAACACAAGCUCAAUUCCUGGUGACACAGGAUCAAUACCUAGUGAAAAUAGAUCAAUUCCUGGUGACAAAGGAUCGAGGUUUGGUGAAAUAGGAACAAUGCCUAUUGUUAAAACGGCUAUACUGUCUGAUGCAGUACCUAUUCCUAUUAAUGUUCAACAAGGGCCUAUUGAUGCAGCUCCGACAACUUUGGUUGUAUCACCAAUAUCUGUUAAACCAGUACCUAUUGAUGCAGAACAGCCUAUUGAUAUAUCACCAUUGCCUUUUGACGUAUCACCAAAGCCUAUCGAAGUAGAACCCAUGGCUAAUGAUCAAGCAUCUAUGUCUGUAGAUAGAGGACGCAUGCCUGAUGACAGAGGACCAAUGUCUAGUGAUACAGGACGAUUAUUUGGUGGCACAGGAACAAUUCCUGGUGGUACCGGACAAAUGUCUUCUGAUGUGGGACUAUUACCUGAUGUCACCGGACAAACGUCAGCUGAUGUUGGACUUUCACCUGAUGGUACCAGACAAACGCCAGUUGAUGUUGGACUAUCACCUGGUAUUACCGGACAAACGCAUGCCGAUGUGGGGCAUUCACCUGCUGGCACCAGACAAACGCAUGCUGAGGAUGUAUUAAAGCCUGGUGAUAUACAACCCAUGUCUGGUGAUGUGGGACAAACGCCUCGUGAUGUUGGUCCAAUGCUUAGGGGACAAAAGUCUGAGGAAGUGGUCGUUAAACCUGUCGCGGAGAGACCAAUGGUUGAUCAAUCUGAGCCAACAUUUGAAGAUGGAUCUAUGUCUGUUGUCUCGAAGUUCACAGGUCCGGACGGAUGUGACCAAUUUCCCUAUCGGACGGAGGGUCGACUCAUAAUAUUCGAAGAACUAGGCAACAAUUGUGAAUUGACAAUUGACAUGCCGGCGGUGAAGGACCUACUGAAGAAAGGUCGAGGACGUGUUCUUGAAGAAACAUCAAGUCGAAUCGGAAAGUUUUCGGCAGCCAAAGGAAAUCCAAACAGCGUCGGUGACUGUCCGACGUGGCCUAUCAGCAUUCAACCAUGGGGUCAGGUGCAUAUAAAGACAACCCCUGCCUGUCACAUAAUCAUACAUCCGGAACGGAAGCAGCGCGGCAGAGGUUCUUCAGGACGAACAAUUCCGCGGCGCGUAGCAUUUGUCAAGGCGGAGGGUCUGCCAGAGUCUAAUACGCCAUAGAGGGGGGAGCCUUUCUGUGCCAUGCAUACAUGUAGCCACAUUGUUUUGUAUAAAAUUAUUUGCUAUAAAAACAUACAUGUUUGAUUUAUAAACUUUUUUUUGUGUUUGAAGUGUAACUUCUGUUUCCUGAAUUAUGUAAUAUACUAGUAUUGUAUAUAUGAAUCGUUUU